Funneliformis mosseae is the source of this 3753-nucleotide messenger RNA. The record is from the annotation of a GenBank genome assembly. NCBI's taxonomy places the organism in Eukaryota, Fungi, Glomeromycota, Glomeromycetes, Glomerales, Glomeraceae.
AUGGCCGAAAAUGAUUCAGAAUGGUAUAUCAGUCCAGCUAAUAAAGAAUCUUCAAGCGCUAUAACCAAAGAGUCAAGUAGCCAUGCUUAUCGUGAUGCAGAAGAAAGCAAUUUUUUUAAAGGACAGAAUAUCGAUAAUAAAGAGUCAAUUCGUAAUACAGCUAAACUUCAUAAUUCAAUAGUUUCAACUUCGUACUAUAACCCAAUUACGCAGGUGGAUUGUUCCAGUUCAUCGUCAUCGUUGGAUUCUGGCGAGUUUUCUGACGAUGAACAACCAUUAAUUUGCCUCGAAGAGUUGAAGCGCAAGCAAAGCGAGAUUACCAUGCUUAGAAAGUCAAAAGAUGACGCAACUUCUAUACACUCUGAUAAAGAAUAUUUAAACACACAACCAUGCCCAUUAAAUACUUCUCAUAAACUCGCAGUUCAAAUGCUAAAGAUCAAAAAGUAUAAACCUUCAACUAAGGAAUUUGCGCCUCCAGUAUCUCAAAUCAAUGAUGGAUCUGCUUGGAUUCCAGAAAUAAAACGAUCAAAACUUCCGAUUGAAUCACGAAAAGAUGAUAUUAUUCAUACUAUCCGAGACAACAGGGUAGUUGUAUUAAGUGGAAGUACAGGUUGUGGAAAGUCAACACAAGUUCCACAAUACAUAUUAGAUUAUUGUUUACAAAAUUGUGUUCCAGUAAAUAUCAUCUGUACACAACCGCGUCGCAUAGCAGCAACCUCCCUUGCACAUCGCGUUGCGUCUGAGCGUGGAACGCCACUGCAUGUUCAAGUCGGAUAUCAUAUUGGAGGCAAAGGAGGUUAUACUACAUCUACCAGAUUGCGUUAUGUCACAACAGGAAUUCUAUUGGAAAUGUUAAAAGCGGAUCGAUAUUUAAAUUCGUACACUCAUAUCAUUAUGGACGAGAUUCAUGAGCGUAAUGUUGAUGAUGAUUUAAUGUUGGCACAUCUUUGUGUUAUAUUAAGAGAAAAUCCAUCAUUAAAGCUGAUUAUUAUGUCUGCUACCAUGAAUGUGCAAAAAUUCACAAAGUAUUUUCAUGAAUUCGAAGUUAAGCGUGAUGGUUUGUCGCAAAUUCCUUGGAUUGACAUUCCUGUUAAGAAUUUUCCGGUUGACGCUUUUUACCUGGAAGAUGUUUGCCAGACGUUAGGAAUACCUGAAUCGCAACAGAAAGCCAUAUUGAGCGAACCUAAAAAACCAUCUAUGAUGCAAGAACGUCGUGACCUUUUUAUAAGUUGGAUAUUCCGAUGUCACGUUGAUUCACCAGUUGAUGAUGCUUUUCUUGUUUUUUUACCGGGAAUUUCCAUAAUCGCUGAAGUGGAGGAUCAACUAACUUUCCUUGAUGAGCAGCAACGGAUGUCAAACCCUUUUUUGCCAAAUAUCACAAUCAUUAAACUACAUUCCACCGUUACUAUCGAUGAACAAUGCAUGGUCAUGCAGCGACCUUUAAGUGGUUACAGAAAAAUUGUUUUGGCAACUAAUGUUGCUGAGAGUUCGAUUACGGUACCAGAUGUGAAAAAAAUAUUCGAUACCUGUUUGCGUAAAGAUGUAGAUUACGACAAGGCAACGCGGUGCUAUAGUUUGAAUGAACAAUGGAUAAGUAAAGAUUGUGCUGAACAACGAAGGGGUAGAGCCGGGAGACUAGGCCCAGGCGUAAUUUAUCGGUUUGUGCCGAAACAAUUUUAUGAUAAUUUAAGAAACGAAAGGAAACCAGUAAUAAAGAGAACACCUCUCAAUUCUUUGCUUUUGAGAUCCAUUUAUGCAAACCUCGGGGAUCCACGCGAAUUAUUAUCACACUGUAUCGAUCCUCCGGACGAUAACGCUGUUGACUAUGCAUUAGAAGAUUUGGAAAUUACCGGAGCUGUCGUAUCUAAGGAAAUUGCCAAGGAAGAAGAUGAUUGGGUUCAAGGAAGUAUUGUUUCAUACGAGUAUGAAGUAACUCGACUCGGUACAGUGCUUGCACAAUUACCUUUGGAUCUUCAUUCGGGAUUAUUAGUAGUUUAUGGGGCAAUUUUCGGUUCACUGUAUGAUACUAUAAUAAUUGCUGCGAUAUUACAAAAUCGAGGUGUAAUUGUUCAACCACCACAUCAAGAGAUACAGAUUAGCGCGGCUAUGAAACGAUUUUCUCUAAAUUUACCAGAGGAUUAUCCUUUACAGGGUGGUUCGGAUUUAAUAUCUCAUCUACGUGGUUAUUUAUACUGGGAGGAAAAGACGCAAUAUGACAAUAGGUUUGAUUUGUCUAGAGAACUAUCAUGGUGUCAGAAACAAUUUAUUAGUUUAUAUUGGAUACGGGAGAUACAAGACUUGGUAAUAUCAAUUCGAGAAUCAUUAGCUUAUCAAGGCAUUUGUCCGCCACCAACCAAGGACGAAAGAGAUAAGAUACGCAGAAACCGUUUAAAUGUCAUUAUAACUGAUGAUACGAUAGAUGAUGAUUUUGAUAUAGAUGGAGGAUCUGAGGAAAGUUCUGAAGGCGACCCGAUUAGUGAUAUUGACCAAGCAAUUCGAAUUUUAGAUAAUGCAGCGUCAAGUGAAUUACCUAAUGGGAUAGAAAUUGACAAUAUAAGUCAACAACCACCUAAACUACAUACUUACAACCCAAGAUAUCAUGCAAAGGCAGGCAUUCCAGUUCAUCAAGUAGCAAAUAAUAUACGGACAUCUUUAAAUCCUUGGAUGAAUGUAUUUGAUAGAGCAUAUGAAAUAUCUAACAGGCCGGUUCGGUUAAGUAGGGAACCGAAUGUUACAUUACUGACCAUCUUAUUGACAGCGGCUUUUCAUCAAAAUUUGUUUUCUGUUUCUCCAAAUCAAGACAAUCGUGUCUUCAGAUAUUGCCCAAAAGAUUAUGACCGACAUCAUACAAUUGAAUUCUCUGCUCAGUCUCUUCCACCAAAACCUAUCAUGAUAGAAACACUAGAAAAGGACAUUGGUGUCAUACAUAAAAUACUUCAUCCCGAAACCGAUCAACUAAUAACCAAAGGGGAUACUGAAUAUUGUUACAUCGAAUUCGUAAAACCUGCCAAACCUAUAUGGACCCAUUCUCGUGAUAGGAAUAACCCAACAUUACCAGAUGCCGUUUUUUUGGCACAAAAGUUUAGAACCGUCAAAAAUAGUACCUGGACUGAAGGAUUAGGAAACUCUAUUGGACACUUCACAUCAGGUGCAACAUAUAAUUCGGAAGACGCGAGGAGGUUACGUUUUUCAGGAAUUUACGGAUGUACCGAAACAGCCACUAUGCUUUCCCCAAUAUUUCAUUCCAAAUUAGCAAAGGCAUUUCUAUCCAAAUCAUCACUAUUCUUUCCAUUAAUUAUCAAUAGUGGUGAACAUCGAUGUUAUUCGUUAUGCGCCGGAAAGUUGUUGGCCGUAGAUUAUGGAAAAUCUCACGUUGCAGAACAUAUAACUUGUAUGAUCGGACCUUUAACAACCAAAAAUAAUAUUGGUGAUGUGAUCCUCGCUUUCUUUGCGAAUAAAUUAGAUAAUGGUAUUGUUGGUGGGUGGCAUGUACAAAUAAAUUUGAAACAAUAUCCGUUGUUUAAUGCUAAACUUUCAGAUGCCGAAUCAGAUUUAAUUCUUUCCGUUAGAUAUUUUCUAAAGCAAGCUUUGUUUGAGACUAAUCCGAUAGGUUCAAAUUCCAAUGGUAUGUUGUUACCAAAUUUGGAAAUGCCUUCUACAUGUAGAGAGAUGGUUAGAGUUUGGAAUCAAUGCAAAAUGACACCAGAUCAGGCCGGAAAACUUUUGGUAGACUCGUUAUUAAUGAUUCUUUGA